GGGCGUUUUGUCUUUCGAUGGGUCUCAAAACCAAGUGUUACUUCUGGAACCUUCUUCUCGUUUAUCAAAACCCUGCAAAAACCCAUCAGUUCAGAGAGGGGAAAACCCUAUCAAUCAGUCGCUAACAAGUGCUGCUGCUUAGAUCACCCUCUGUGUUGAGUUUAUUUGAAUACAGAGAGAAAUGGCGGACGAGCUGUCUCAGGACUUGGAGGAGCUUCGCCACCUUCGCUCCAUUGCCAAGAGACCUCGUAUUAUCUCUCUCCUCUCUUCCGAGGUUCUAAGCCUAGAGAAGUCACUUAAAGCUCCUGCUGAACCAGUUGUGCCAGCUCCUAUUGCAAAUACGACUGUCCCUGUGACUACACCUGGACUGAAUUACACCACUCUUAGCUCCUUUAGUUGGGAGCAAGAUGCUGAGAAGCUGAAGAUUUAUAUUUUCCUAGAGGGUGUUGAUCACGAGAAGGUGGAGACUGUUUUGAAGCCCAUGUCAGUGGAUGUCAAAUUCCAUGAUGUCCAAGGAAAGAACUAUCGGUGUGCCAUUCCCAAAUUAAACAAGGAAAUUGUACCAGAGAAAUCCAAGGUUAUAGUAAAACCAUCAAAGGUUAUUAUCACUUUACACAAAGCUUCCAAGGGGAAUUGGGUGGACCUGCACUUCAAGGAAGACAAGCUGAAGCCAAACCUUGACAAGGACAAAGAUCCAAUGGCUGGAAUCAUGGACAUGAUGAAGAACAUGUAUGAAGAAGGGGAUGAAGAUAUGAAGAGGACAAUUGCCAAGGCAUGGACUGAAUCAAGAUCCGGCAAAACAGCGAACUCCAUGCCAGGGUUUCCCUAGAAAUCAAUAGAAUCAUCUGUGGAAUGCCUAUCUUCUUUUUUUUCCUCAGAAAAGUGACAUAAGUUUCAGGAAUAUUUGUUCUGGGUAUUGAUGCACUCUUUCUUUCUUGUUUCUAGUUCAUAGAGAUAAAUGUAUGACAAGAUCUUAAUGAUAUUUUGCCAUUUGUUUUAGCAUUGGGAGUAUGAUUUGA
Molecule: messenger RNA, 1019 nt
Organism: Amborella trichopoda
Lineage: Eukaryota; Viridiplantae; Streptophyta; Magnoliopsida; Amborellales; Amborellaceae
Molecular function (GO): tubulin binding; S100 protein binding; ubiquitin protein ligase binding
Source: RefSeq, a predicted model, not a curated record